GUUUGAAAUGACGGGCGGGCACCCGCCAUGGCAGCGUCUCACCGGCGGUCUAGGACGCGGCUCUUUCGAACGUACGCAGCGAGGGGCGUCCGGGGGUCGCAGCGGCAGCCUGGCCGGCUGGCUGUACAAUGGUUCCAGCCACCGAACCCGAAGCGCGCCUUCAGCAGCAGCCUCAGCGACAGUAACCUAUCGCCGGCUGUCGCUUCCGACGACCCGGACGACCCCGACUUCCCGGACAGCACCGUGGGUCCGCGGCACCGGCGUCCCCGGGGCCGCCACUCCCGGAACCAGCGGACUCUGACAGACACUCAGAGAGUCCGGAGGCUGCGACCUCGGCCCCCGCAGAAGUGCAGCACCCCGUGCAACCGGCUGCGACCGCCACCUUUCCCCAGCUGCAACCCGGGCUGCGUCGGCUCGGACCUCAGCGUGUGCAUCCAGUCCAGGGACAGCAACGAGCUGGGCACCAGUGCCUCCCUUUUCAGCUCUCCGGUCUCGCCCGGAGCCCCCGACUCUCUAGAUGCAGACCCUACAGUCCCCGGGGACUUCCACUUCCCGUCAGCCUCCCUGGGUGAAGCGUCUGUGUCCUGCCCCCAGGAGGUAGCAACCGAUGAAGGCAGGUACACCAGGAGGGCCCACCAUCCCGAAGCCAGCUUCAGGUCAUCUCUCUUUAGCCUUGAGGACUCGGGGACCACAAAAGAUAACGAGUUUGGGACAGAUGGGGAGAAUGCGAAGGUAUCGUGUUGUGAAAGACAGCAGAUGGGAAACAGACUAACGGACCCUGAUCUGGCCAGCCGGGGAAAGAGAACGACCAAAAAGGUUGCGUCCCAAGAAGUCGACCAGAUAGACCAUGGGGAUCCCAGUGCUUGCAAAGACUUUCGUGUACCAGGGGAAAUCAGCAGGCCCAAGAGAACUGAGCCACUCCGGAAGAGGAAACAACAAGUAGCCAUGGGAACCUCUCCUCUCCACUACCACCAAUCUAAGAAGAAAAGGAAACAUUCAGUCUCCUCCCGUGACUUGCAUACUAGCCAUAAGGAUUCUUGGGCCAAAACCAGAGCCUCCUUCGGUUUCCAUAAGAAGAAAAUUAUAACCAGUGUGUUGGAGGUAUGCAGCAGUUCGGUUGCCAGUUCUCCCUCUAGGUCCCUCCUGUCUGAAUGUUCAACCCCUCCUAUCACGGACAGAACCAACAGUACUGUUUCUUCUCGACGAUCUUCUAUGUAUUUGCUAAGCCCCUUAAAGACCCUGCAUGUCACAGACAAAAGGCCAUCUUACGCUGAAAAGGUUUAUGGGGAGUGCAAUCAGGAAGGGCCUGUCCCGUUUAGUGAUUGCCUUUCCGCAGAAAAACUGGAACACUGUGAGAAGAUUGGGGAAGGAGUGUUUGGCGAAGUGUUUCAAGUAUUUAAUGACCAAACACCUGUAGCCCUAAAGAUCAUUGCUAUUGAAGGAUUAGAUUUAGUCAAUGGAUCCCACCAAAAAACCUUUAAGGAGAUCCUGCCCGAGAUCAUCAUCUCCAAAGAGCUGAGUUUCUUGUCUAGUGAGGUGUACAACUGCACGGGUGGCUUUAUUGGGCUGAACUCAGUACACUGUGUUCAAGGGCUUUACCCUCCCUUGCUGCUUAAAGCCUGGGACCACUAUAACAAAACCAAAGGAUCUGCCAAUGACCGGCCUGACUUCUUCCAGGAAGACCAGCUCUUUAUUAUCCUGGAAUUUGAGUUUGGUGGCAUUGACUUGGAGCGAAUGAAAACAAAGUUGUCCUCCGUGGCUACUGCAAAGAGCAUUCUCCACCAGAUCACCGCAUCCCUGGCUGUGGCAGAAGCGUCUCUGCACUUUGAGCACCGGGACUUACACUGGGGAAAUGUGCUCUUAAAGAAAACCAACGUCAAAGAACUCCACUACACCCUCAAUGGGAAAACUAGCACCAUUCCCACCCAUGGGCUACAAGUCAACAUCAUUGACUACACCCUGUCCCGCUUGGAGCGGGAUGGGAUUGUGGUUUUCUGUGAUAUCUCCACUGAAGAGGACCUAUUUACAGGAGAAGGUGACUACCAGUUUGAGAUCUACAGGCUCAUGAGGAAGGAGAACAGAAACUGCUGGGGUGAGUAUCACCCUUACAAUAAUGUGCUGUGGCUGCAUUACCUGGCAGACAAGCUUCUGAAUAAGGUGAAAUUUAAGACCAAAUGCCAGAGUGCAGCCAUGAAGCAAAUAAGGAAAAAACUGCAGCAUUUCCACAGCACUGUACUGAGCUUCAGCUCCGCCACUGACCUGCUCUGCCAACACAGUCUAUUUAAGUAAGCUAGGAACUUCAUUAAGUACACUUUGUAAGCCUCGGGUACUAUUAGCUAAUCUGUGCUACUUGAGCCGGGUGGAGGUGAAAGCCCAUCCAUCCUUCAAAGUUCCCUGUCAGCUUCUUAAAAGAGAAUCUUGUUUUUAAAGGUAACCAAAAUGUUUGUUGACAUGAUUAAACUUGCUUUUAACAAAUGUUCUUUAAAAAAAAAAAAUAAACUAGACAGUGGACAAGUGUA
Arvicanthis niloticus (Nile rat) is the source of this 2519-nucleotide messenger RNA. RefSeq names its product histone H3 associated protein kinase (gene Haspin). Gene Ontology annotation, biological process: mitotic cell cycle; intracellular signal transduction; protein phosphorylation. Lineage: Eukaryota; Metazoa; Chordata; Mammalia; Rodentia; Muridae. The record is from RefSeq and is a predicted model, not a curated record. Gene Ontology annotation, cellular component: cytoplasm; nucleus. Gene Ontology annotation, molecular function: histone H3T3 kinase activity; ATP binding.